GCAUAAGCUAUAGCAGUAAGCGUCUUGUCGCGUGAUGUGCGGCCAGGCCAAAUCAUGCAUUCCAUACUCCUCCCUCUCUCGGCGCUAUCGCCUAUUGUUGUGCUCCCCAUUUUUGCCUCACAUUCCACCAUCUUUACCCAGACGACGGACGAAGAACGCCAAAAUACAUCAGAAUGUAUGUUUACCCGUGGAUGACCCAGUGUUUGGACUCUUUUGGGAUUGCUUCCGCGGUUUCGUUGCGCUGGUCGUUGGCUUUCUUCACCGGCGGAUUAGGGAUUGAAAGAGGAGGAUACUAAUCAACAGCAGAAUACACAGCAUACGGUGCUUCAAAGGAAUACGAGCGACCAAUCAAGAAGCACCGAAAUCAGGUCCUACAUUGGAAUCAAGGAAGAGCGACCACUGGAGCAAUGGCAAACGUAAGAUCACGCGCCGAGCCAAGCGGCUCUUUGAGCAGCACUGCGAUUAUCGCCAUUGUGAGUGCUGUUGGGGUAGUCAUUCUCGGUCUGCUCGCCGCGCUUGUGCUGCUUCUCAUCCGUGCAGUGCGCAGGCACAAGCAGAUACUUGCUGAAAUCGACGAGCGGGGCAUGACCAUCACUCAAGCGCAAAAGGAGGCCAAGACUCAUGAAGUGACAAGACCGCGCGCUGUACUUAGGCGGAAUACCAUCCUUCCGUUCAACUCAAAGUCGGGAUGGGGGGCGUUGCCAUCAGUGGAGACGAUCGGUUCAGCUGCGCCCUCUACUGGAUCAAACGCACCCGACCACUAUGUGCCGCACAUGCCGAUAGUGCCGAACAAGAGAACGAGCAGUCUGUCGUGGCCGUUCCAUCAGCGCAAAUCAUCUGGCCACAGUCUGAAGAUGAAGAAGCUGAAAGCCAACAGGCUGUCUGCUGUGUUGGAAGACCCUAAGCCAUCAUCUCUGGUACCAAUCCUCGGCAAGGGACAGUCACGACCACCGCUAGCGCUGCUGAUGGAGUAUGGAAGCGAGCCAUCUUCCUGCCAGUCGUUGUUGCGAUACCACCCGGCGUUCCGUAACCAGCAUGAUGACGUGGCCGAGUACGCAACACUGGAGAUUUCCAAACGACCACAGCGAGCUAAGUCGGUUACUGAAGUGCCCCUCGAGACUGAGCGUGUGCACAUCCGACAACGGUCCACAAGUCUCCACAGCCAGGCGUCUGGGAAGGCGCCAGAUGUCAUUUUGCCACCCUUGCCCUUCGACAUCGCCCGCAUCAAGGACGAGGCCCAGAAGAAGUGCGAGCUUCGCCACGUCCCAUCCAGAACGUCCAUCUCCAGCGUGGGCUCGAUCGACAGCUCUAUUUUGAAUCCGCGGCCAAGCCCGGUCCCUCAGUCGUCUCAGUCAUCUCAUGCGCGAACCCCUAAGAUCACCAAGCGGGAGCGCAGGAACAAUGCUCCGGAUAGGAUGAACCCCUUGCUUGAAGCCCGGGAGAAAAUCGCGACAGCGUCGCCAGAAGCACGGCGAGAGUUUUACGAGAACUCUACAGCCCUGCCCACUGAAUCGAGCAACCACACCCUCGGCUCGGAGCACACAUUGGGCUCAGUCGGGUCUGUCAAGAAGGCUGAGUCGGUGACCGUGAGCAGGGUGGUCUCUGCGAGCGCCACUCCUUCGCGCACGCCGAAGCGCAGAUCCAAGACGCUGGUUACCUCGACAGGCUCCCCGAAGAAGGACUGCCCGAUCGGCCCAGCCCCCAGGCUGACAACGAAGUCUCCCAAGCGCCAGACUUCUCGCGCGUCGUCCCGGAGCAGUUGUGGCAACCCGUUUCAGUGGGAUCCCGCGCCGCUCACAGCGACCGGUAGACCACCCUCCGCACUGAAGGGCAGCCCUAGCGCUCGUCAAGGCCACCGCAGGGGGCACAGCGUGCGCAUAUCCCUUGUGCCGACCGUUCACCCGAUUCGAGGUCGCAACAACAGCCCGGUUUUCAUGAGUGAAGACGAGCAGUGGUUUCAUACUCGGGCACAACAACACAGUCCAACGCGGGCUAAUAAUCGGGCGCAACAACACAGUCCGACGCGUGGUAAUACUCGCUCGUCGCCCGCGCCACCUUCGUCGGCGACCUUUGCUCCGGAGCUCCCCUUUGCCACGACCACGUUGAAAGCGUCGUUGACGCCAACGUCAGCCUCCCUGCCGCUGGUCAACUUCGACCAGACGUUUGUGGUUGCGCCCACCGAUCAGGUGCUGCCAGAGCUUUCCGAGCGCGAGCAGAGCCGUCUGAGCACCGGGUCUGUCUUCAGCCUGUCGCGCUUCCCGCUGCCACUGUCUGUCAUUGAGCCCGAGGACGACACUGUAAUCCACAUUCCCGACCACACCUUCGGGCUGCCUGUCCCAGAGACGCCGUAUCUGCAGCAGUACCCCUUCAGGACCGGCACGUCUGCCCGCCAGUCCCCGUCUCCCAGCAGCCUGAUCGACCUCGACGAAUACGACCCCGGCCAGCCCGGCCUGGGCUUCCAGACACCGACCAACGUCGCCCCGCGCGCGUACCCGUCCGCAUGCACCACGAUCCCCGAAGAGUCGUCCGUGGGCUCCAAAGCGACCCUGGAGCGCAGCACACCGGUCUGCGACUCACCCCCCGUGUCGCCGAAGACCGUGUCGCCGCCCCGCUUCACGCUGAACGCGCAGUACACGCUGCCGAUCCACGCGACCACGAUCCCAGAGGAAGAAUCCCCGCGCACCAUCAACCCCGCGGUGCUAACCCGGGACGCGUUCGCGCUCGCCCCGGCCUCGCCCCCGCGCCGCCUCAGCUACACCCCGGGCACCGCGGACGCGCCGACGUGCCGCCCGCUGCCCAGUCCACUGUCAAGCCCACUGUCAAGCCCACUGUAUCCGUCCCCCGCGUCCCCCCGCCCCGCUCACGCUUCCCUCCCCCAGCCCUUGCCCCCGCUGUCGCUGAACUUCUCGGCCAUCCCGCAUCUCGCGCCCGCGCCGGUGCGCACGUCGAUUCUCGCGCUGCGGCGCAUGAACUCGGAUGCGGAGGAUGCGCGGCGGCAGCGGGCGGGGCGGGGCGAGCGGCGGUAUUUGUUGCUUGGAGAGGGGGAGCGGGGCUCGGUGGACCGGUUUUCGGUGGAGGGGAAUGCAACCGAAGUCGACGAACUCCUCGCCUACGAAGAUACCCACCUCGACGACGACGAAGUGCGGCGCCUGGUCGGGAGCGUGCUGGAGUGGGACUCGGACGCGUCGGAUGCCGCGAUCCUCGAUCUCGACGAGCAGUACACGCCACGCGCCGCUGCGGCGCUGGGCGGUGGCCGGGGGGUCACUGUAGCCAACGGACUACAAAGCACAUCCCCCAGCGACGCCAGCGGCGGCGCAGAAGCGAGUCUGAGCUCCAUCUGGGACGAGAGCGACGCGUUCUGGGCCAGUUCGACGCCGCCGCCGGACGUCCGCUCUGACCAGCACAGCGCCUGCAACGAAGCCUCAAAACCCAACUCCACCACCGCAACACCCAAGCGCCGCAAGCGCGCGUUCCACGUCCCACUCGACCCGCCUUCCUCCCCUUACUCCCCCUGCACACCCCACGAGCAGGAGAGUCCAUCGCUGGGCGGCAAAAAGCAGCGGGACAGCGGUAGUGCAGCGUUCGGUAGUGCAGCGAGGAGCGACAGGAAACGCAGUGUACUCGGGCGCGGGGCGCCGAAUGUUAAUGCCGGGGUGAACGCAGGGGCGAGCCCGGGGGUCAGGACGCCGGGGAGUUGGUAUGAUGAGGAGGGGUUUCUGCGGUAGUGCGUGUGCGUGUAUGAAAGAGGAGUGGUGGUGAGAGAGGACUAGGGAGAGAGAGGACUAGGGAGAGAGAGGACUAGGGAGAGAGAGGACUAGGGAGAGAGAGGACUAGGGAGAGAGAGAGAGUGUGUGUGUAAGGUCUAUCUGCAUCGAGGGCGUUUAGUGCAUUUCCGUGGGUUCUGGGUGUAUUUGUAUGCUGGAGUUGUUGUUUUCUGGUGCGGUGUGGUGCGGUGUGGUACGGUGUACUGCAGUGGAGA
Messenger RNA from Boeremia exigua, 3979 nucleotides. RefSeq lists its product as uncharacterized. The record is from RefSeq and is a predicted model, not a curated record. The transcript has 5 exons. NCBI's taxonomy places the organism in Eukaryota, Fungi, Ascomycota, Dothideomycetes, Pleosporales, Didymellaceae. Bases 408 to 3725 code for a protein of 1105 amino acids.